This is a messenger RNA of Heterobasidion irregulare TC 32-1, 1314 nucleotides long. RefSeq lists its product as uncharacterized. The transcript is spliced from 2 exons. The record is from RefSeq and is a predicted model, not a curated record. Bases 1 to 1314 code for a protein of 437 amino acids. Lineage: Eukaryota; Fungi; Basidiomycota; Agaricomycetes; Russulales; Bondarzewiaceae.
AUGCCCUUCGCAUGGAUUCACGCUGCGUCGCUAAUUCACAUGCUCGAGCGUUCCUGGGGCGCUGGUAUUCUGCGUCCGGGACAGCGACUCCACGCGCAGAUCCUUCUGCUGGGUUUGCUCGGUGCUCGGUGCUCGGUGCUCGGUGCUCGGUGCGCGGCCCCAGAAUCGACCCGCAUCGUCGCGGUGCGCGAUCUCCGACUCGCCUCGCGGCGACGAGGCAACUGGGGCGCGCCCCACGCACGAGCACCCAUCGCCGAACACCACGCAAGAGACGUGCGACCGCCGCGCACCUCCGCCGCGUCACCCUCCCAGACCCCACCCCCCACGCUCCGCGUUCUGCGCGCGGAGCCCCCCGCCGGCCCGCCCGCUCGGCCGCUCGGACGCGCCGGCCCGCGCGCGCAGCGCGUCGACCCGCCGCGUUCUUUCUGGCGGCGCAUUCUAGGCUCGUUCAGGACGGAGACGGCAGACCGUCGCCUCGCGGCCCGCGCCCGCGUCCGCGCCAGCAUCCGCCCGCACUUGGCCCCUCCAGCCGCGCACCCCGCGUCUGCUCGGCCUGGACGAGGGCGUAGGCGUAGGCGGCGCAGGCGCAGGCGUGGGCGUAGGCGGCGUAGGCGUAGGCGGCGGAGGGGCGGACACGCGCCGUUGUUCGUCGCGGCGGGGACGAACGGCACCACAGCACGAGCGCGAGACGGCUGUCGCGGGUCCCCGCCGCCGCCGCCGCCACCGCCGCCUUCUCGCCGGGAAUCGGCGUCCUCCGCGCCGUCCGCGCCGCCUGCCCCCGCUCAGCGCUCAGCGCUCACGUGUUCGCUCCACCACCCACCCCCCCGAGUCGAGUCCAUCCCGCCUCACUUCAUCCGCUUCGAUUCGAUUCGAUUCUGUGCCGUUCGAUUGACUCUUUACUCGAUCGCUCUGCCGGCGCGUCCACCCCUCCAGGGCUACGGUAGAGCCAGAACAGAGCGAGCGCGGAUCGAGCGCGUUUGCGUCUGGGUGGACAGAGUGGAUGUGCGCUGUGUCGGGUUCGGGUCGUCGGGCGGACGGAAGGUGAUGGGUGAUGCUACGGACUACGGAAUACGGAAUACGGGAUACGGAAUACACACAGACUACAGACUGCAGACUACAGACUACAAUACAGACGGGCCACGUAUGACACGCGCGCGAUGGGAAGCUACAACAGCCUGGGAUGACGCGGGCUGGGUAAAACGUCCUCUGGGGCGAAGAUACACCGUCCUCGCGAUACAACGUCCUCUGGGCGAAUUAAAAAGACGAGAGAAAGGGCAAGAGACAAGAAAGGCAAGGCAAGGCAACGUCGAAUGA